AGUGUACAUAAAUUAAAUUAAAUAGCAACAAAAAUAGAUGUGGUGAUAAAAUAAUUUAAAUAAUUUAUUUAUUUAUUUAUUAUUGUAAAUAUUUAUAAAAAUAAGUCAUGAUAAAAUUGAGAUAAUGAAGCGUAAUGUAAUUAGCUUAAUUAAAUUUUUAUUUGUUGCCACGUUUGCCGUAUUACUGACAAUUGUCGUGUUCCGUUAUGUACGUGGACCCCGAAUUUCACUCACUGGAUCUCCACAUUCCCUAAAUUUAUUUGACGGAGACAAAGCAUCAAAUCCUAAUGGUCAACUGGAAGAGAAAAUUGAUUGGCAUGACUACAAAAAAAUUAAAGAGGAUUCUGAGAGAGUGGGGAUCGGCGAGCAGGGAAAGCCAGCAAUUUUAUCACCAACAAAACGGCUAAUAGAAGAAAAAUUAUAUAAAGUAAAUGGUUUCAAUGCUGCGCUGAGCGACGAUAUUUCUCUGAAUCGUUCUGUUCCCGACAUACGUCACCCCGAUUGUAAAAAGAAGAAAUAUUUAAAGAAAUUAAACUCAGUAUCUGUGAUAGUAUCAUUCCACAAUGAACACUUUACAACAUUACUGCGUACAUGUUGGAGUGUCAUCAACAGAUCACCAGCAGAAUUGCUUGAAGAGAUAAUUCUGGUUGAUGAUGCAAGUACAAAAGUUGAGCUAAAAGACAAACUCGAUAAUUAUAUAGCUAAUAAUCUUCCAAAGGUUUCGGUGAUAAGGCUGCCGCAGAGAUCCGGUCUGAUACGAGGUAGACUAGCCGGUGCUAAGAAAGCGCGGGCUAAAAUUUUAGUUUUUCUCGACUCACAUACAGAGGCUAAUGUUAACUGGCUCCCGCCACUCAUAGAACCCAUCACCAAGGACUAUAAGACAUGCGUGUGUCCAUUUAUAGACGUAAUUGCAUUCGAUACCUUCGAAUACCGGGCGCAAGAUGAGGGCGCACGUGGUGCAUUUGACUGGGAGCUCUACUACAAGAGGCUGCCGUUGCUGCCAGAAAAUUUGGCAAAUCCUUCGGAGCCUUUCAAGAGCCCGGUGAUGGCUGGCGGACUGUUUGCCAUCAGCGCCCAAUUCUUCUGGGAACUCGGCGGGUACGACCCGGGUCUUGACAUCUGGGGUGGCGAGCAGUACGAGCUGUCUUUCAAAAUAUGGCAGUGCGGUGGGCAAAUGUUUGACGCGCCUUGUUCUAGAGUCGCUCAUAUUUACAGAAAGUUCGCGCCCUUUCCUAAUCCAGGACGCGGUGACUUUCUGGGAAAAAAUUACAAACGAGUGGCGCAGGUUUGGAUGGACGAGUACGCGGAGUAUAUUUACAAACGACGUCCUCAUUUGAGGAACCUCGACCCUGGUGAUUUGACAGUACAAAAAGCUUUGAGGGAUAAGCUUAAGUGUAAACCCUUCAAGUGGUUUAUGGAGAAUAUUGCUUUUGAUCUAGUAGAUACAUAUCCGCCGAUAGAACCUGAAGACUUUGCGCUUGGAGAGAUAAGAAACAUGGGAGUGCCGGAGCUCUGCUUGGACGCCAAGCGCAAGGCCAAGAAUGAAGCCGUCGUCGUUGAUCUCUGCGUCAAGGACAAUGUGAAGGUCGCCAAUGGAGAGCAGGAGUUCAGGUUGACUUGGAGAAAAGACAUACGUCCGAAGACCAGGACCGAUUGCUUGGAUGUUUCUAGUGGAAUUCCUCGAGCUCCGGUUACUCUGUACCCCUGUCAUGGGCAACAGGGUAAUCAGCGCUGGCGUUACAACGUCGAGAAGCAGUGGCUGAUGCACGGACUGGGUGACAGGUGUCUUGACACCGAUCCUGCUAGUAAAAAAGUAUUUGUAUCAGCCUGCGAUGCUUCGUCGUCUACCCAGAAGUGGAGGAUCCAAGAGGUCAACAUGAUGGCUCUCAAUAACUGGGACAACGUCGGUCCAAAAAUAAAAUAAUUUUUUUAUCAUUCACUUUCACUACAUUCC
Messenger RNA from Microplitis demolitor, 1954 nucleotides. RefSeq names its product N-acetylgalactosaminyltransferase 6. The coding region runs from base 125 to 1924 and encodes 599 amino acids. The transcript has 2 exons. NCBI's taxonomy places the organism in Eukaryota, Metazoa, Arthropoda, Insecta, Hymenoptera, Braconidae. The record is from RefSeq and is a predicted model, not a curated record. Gene Ontology annotation, cellular component: Golgi apparatus.